UUGUAGGCUGCGAACCAUUGAAUAUUGAUUUUUUUCCCUCCCAGCCUUGACCCAAAGAUAUAGUAUGCACCUCUUUUUCCUUACAACUUCAUAAUACUUCAAACGUCUAGUUUCGGUUUGCUUUCGUUCCAGGAAAUUGUGAGCAACUAAAGCGCAUUAUAAAUACUGGAUUACAAUAGCUGAGUUUCACUUCAUCAAGACGACUGACCACUGCUAUAGUUCUUAGAAUAUUGGCUCAACGGUUAAACAAGAAUCAAGAUGCCCAAGCACUAUGUGGACAACGCGUUUAACAGAAGUCUGGGCAGAGUCGGAAUGGAACAUGGGACAGCGGUGUAUAGCAGAUCCAGUGGAUCAUUCAGCUCUGGACUUGGAAGCAGCAUGUCUAGCAGCAGUGACAACAAUUACGGCAGCUAUAGCGGAAGCUCAAGUAACUAUAGCAACGGCCUCAGUUUUCAUGUUGAAAACCCAAGCGAUUGUUACACGGACAGCUUUAGGCAACAAACGACAUCGUCUCGUCACAGUGACCUAGGGUCAAGCGUCUCUAGUAGUGGGUCAAAAACGUAUGUAGACAAUGCUUACAACAGAAGUCUUGGUAGAGUUGGACUUGAACACGGAACAGCGGUUCAUCACCGUGAUGACAGUAGGACAGGCUCUAGCAGUAGUUCCAGAAUGUACGCUGACAACGCUCUGAAUAGAAAUCUUGACAGGGUGGGACUUGAACUCGGGACUGCUGUACACCACAAGGAAAGCAGCAGCACAAGUGGCAGCUCCAAAACCUAUGUUGACAAUGCUGUGAAUCGAAGCCUUGGAAGAGUUGGCCUGGAACAUGGGACAGCCGUUCAACAUAAGGAGAAUCAAAGCUCAAGUAGCAGUUCCAAAACCUAUGUAGACAAUGCGGUCAAUCGUAGCCUUGGAAGAGUUGGUCUGGAACACGGAACAGCCGUUCAACAUAAAAAAGAUACUAGCUCAAGUAGCGGCUCCAGCUCCCACACCUACGUUGACAAUGCUGCCAAUCGAAAACUUGGGAGAGUUGGUCUGGAACAUGGAACAGCCGUUCAACAUAAAGCCGAUAAGAGUCAAGGGAGCUCUUCAAGUUUGGCGGCAAAGUUUGAUGGUCUUUCUAUUGUAGAACCAAGACGUUACAAAGAUAACAACCUGAAUCGUAAGCUUGGAAGGGUUGGUAAACCCCUUGGAGCAGUGAGAUAUAACCCACGCCCGAUCGCUCAUACUGUGUAUGUCGACAAUGACUACAACCGAAGGUACAACCGGGUAGGCAAGCCUCUUGGAAGUGUACCAAUACCGAUAGAGGACAGGAUGUACAAGGACACAACUCUAAACCGAGAGCUCGGGCGAGUUGGUUUACCUUGGGGCAAAGGCAAGAAUAAGCCCUACGCUGAACUGUUGAACAAGUUGAGAAAUCUGAACUAUGAUGACGAGAUUCCAGACGACAUUGUGCAAUUCUACGACCAGGACAGCGAUGCUCUGGAGGCCAUCGAGGCUUUCAUGGCCAUUAAAGAGAGAGAAGAGAACGUCAGGCUGUGGCUGGAAGAAGAAUGUGAGACGACCUGGGACGCCCACCAACACACUUCAAAGCAGGUCAUCGAAAAUUACAAAGGCGUAGUGAUCAACUGCAGUGACUUGAUAUUCAGGAAUAAAUUAGGCAACGGAAAUUUUGGAAAGGUGUUCCUGGCGGAAUGGGUCGAAGGUCAGCUUGUUGCUGUCAAAGUCCUCAAAAAUCAGAGCGUCUCCAAAAGAAGGCUGCGUGAUUUCGAAAGGGAGAUCCUCCUCUACUGUGAGCUUGACCAUGAGAAUAUCGUACAGUUUCUCGGGGCAUGUACUGAGAUCCCCCAUCUGGCUAUCGUCAUGGAAUACAUGGACAUCAGCCUCUACGAAGCUCUUCACAUCAAAGAAGUUGAUAUUUCACUAGAUGGCAGAUCUUCAAUCAUGAGAGAUGUUGCUAGAGGGCUGUCUUAUCUCCACAGCAAAGGAAUCGCCCAUUGCGAUCUCAAGUCCCACAACGUCCUACUCAACAACGUCCCGGGACAAAACACCACAGACACACGUUUUCCCAUGAUCGCCAAACUUACAGACUUCGGUCUGAGCUUCAUGAAGUCUGACUCGGAAAGUAGCUCGUCCCUUUCUGACGCCGUGAAGAACAUUGGCACGCCAAAAUAUUCAGCUCCUGAAGUCCUUCGUGGCGAGCUGCUGAAUGCUGAUGCAAUGAUGAAAGCGGAUGUUUAUUCCCUGGGGCUCACGAUUGUUGAAAUUCUGCUGGAAGAGAUUCCAUUUGAAGGCUUGAAUCUUACACAGCUUCAGAAGCAAGUCGGAGAGAAAGGAUUGAAGCCGAAAGUGGAGCGUGGGAAUAUUUUAAUUCCAGAAGUAAAAUCGAUGUUGAUAAGAUGUUGUAACAGAGAUCCGGAUCAACGGCCAACUGCCAGAGAGCUUUCGGCUUUCUGUGAGAGAUAUCCUAAUGUCUACAAAAAGGAAUGCCGUUAAAUUCACCAAAUUUAGUUUUACAAGAUUUGACAAUGGGCUAUACAAUUAUAUCCGGUUGUGUUUUUUUUAAGAAUUAUAAUAUUUAAAUGACACUGUUAAACUCUAAGAAACUUAAUGAGGUCUAUUUAAGCUUUUUCAUAAUUUUUAAAUUCAAUUUCAUGUGCAAUCUAGGUUUCUGUUGUUUGGCAAGAUUCAACUACAAAAACUACAUUCGCUCAUUUUCUUCACAGAUUAUGUAAUUAUAAUUAAUUCAUUACUAUCAAUAACGCCUGACGGCCAAAUAUUCUGAAAUGUCCAGACUCUCUUAUAAAGAAGAUAAGAAAUGUCUAAUGGAUUAUAUUCAUAGAUAUAACAUAUGUCUAUGAUUAUAUUAUUUAUAUUAUACACUGUUUUUUAAGUGGUUAAGUAAAAUUGAGGAUGCCCGGAUGAGAAAAUAUUUGAAAUGUUUUGUUUGUUUUUCUCAAUGUAAAUCUGUAGUUUGUAAACAAUUCGAUCGUGUCAUACUUAAAUGACAUUGAAGAGAGGGGAAAAAAAGGCUGUUUAGUCAUUUAGUAUGUCUACGGUGUAGUCUUUAAGCUUCAUAUUUUUGGUAUUUGUCGUAUCGUGUGGUUAUAUCUUAAAUUAUUCUAAGUAUCCAAAAAUAAUACGGUAUUUUAUUGAAGUAACCAAGAGUACAUUUUUUUCUUAAAUCACAUGUCAUAUGUAGUUUAGUGUUGUGAGUGUCUUACGAUUACAAUGUAUGGACACUUACCAAUAGUACUGGCCUUGCAAGCUGUUAAUAUGUAAAAAGUAAAUCAGUGAUAGACUCUUUGGUUUAAGGGGGAGUGAGCGGUGGAUUGCUUUGCUCGCUAGAGGUCUAAGUUAUUUAGUAGGCCUACUCGCAGAAGACGAGAUUGUCGAAUGUAAUUGUAAGAUUAAAUACGAAUGUAAGCAUGUCCUGUUGUUAUAAAGCCCUUGUCAAAGAAUAGACAGGGGACACAAAUUGAAAUAGACCACCGAACUUUGUCUGCUUUAGAUGUCUGCCUGGUCGUGAAGUUUGCGCGCUGGACUGUCGUUCGGACUCAUCGAUGGUCCCGGGUUCAAACCCUGCCCGCUCCCAUCCCCCGUCGUCCUGCUUGAGGUUUGGACUAGGAAGUAAUUAUCUUCAACUUUGAAGGAACAUCCGAAAUAAGUAAAACAUUUUACAAACAUUUUUUUAUCUAAGUCACAACUGGGUUUGUGCAGUCAUGUGAAGUACUGCACUUAAUCUUCACAUAGAAGACAUCACUUUUCAUUUUAUUUAUUUUUUUCCCCGUAUCGUUAAAGCAUAAUAUAAUGAAAUAAAUGUGUGCACAGGUCUUGUAAGUGUUACACUUGACUUUAAUCGACAGAUUUGAUAUUUUGUACAUCAUAGUUUAGAUGUAUAGACCACGUUGUGUGCCUAGUGUUGUUUUGUUUUGUUAUGACAUUGACAAUGUAUUUCUUUUUGUUACAGAGUUUAGAUAGACUCACUUUGUGUACAUAUAACUUCAAUUUAAAAAAAAAAAAAGCUUUUUAUGUUUGAAAAUUGUAUUAUUGUUGUUUGAAAAAUAUUAAGAAUUUUUCAUUCCAUAUUUCUAACAACACAAUUUAAAAACAAAAAUUGACAAAAGAAAAGCAAGGGGAAGACACACUUGGGAGUCAAUUCUACUCACUUGAUAAAUAUUUCAGUGUGUACACUGUUCAUGUGUGAGAAGAGAGGGGGGUCUUAAGUACUAUUUAAGUAUCAGCUAAACUUGGUAAAAAGAAAAUGAAUAAAUAAGCUCAACAAUAUUAAUUAAUAUUAAUUACGCCAAAGACUUAGAAUGACACUUAGAAUGGCUUAAGCAAGGAAAUGAGAGUAUAAAGUUACUAUAAAGAAUUCAUAAGUCUAACAUGCUUUUGUUUCUUCUGUAUGAACAUUCUGUUUUAAUAUUUAGGAACUCUUUAAUCACUAUGUGAAAAAAAAAUCUUUUUAAAAUAAAAUAUUUUUUCUGUGUAAAAAAA
This is a messenger RNA of Biomphalaria glabrata, 4500 nucleotides long. RefSeq lists its product as uncharacterized. Bases 259 to 2496 code for a protein of 745 amino acids. The record is from RefSeq and is a predicted model, not a curated record. Gene Ontology annotation, biological process: protein phosphorylation. Gene Ontology annotation, molecular function: protein kinase activity; ATP binding. NCBI's taxonomy places the organism in Eukaryota, Metazoa, Mollusca, Gastropoda, Planorbidae. The transcript has 14 exons.